ACACAAAACAACAACAUGGCGUCAGAAGUGGGAUUGUACUGGGCAUCAGGCAGUGUUCCGUCCAUGGCCGUCCUCAUCACUCUAGAAGAAAAGGGGAUAGACUACACCAGUAAAGAAGUCUCCUUCGCCGACCUGAAAUCAGACGAAAUCUUGAAACUAAAUCCUCGAGGCCAGGUUCCGAUCUUGUCGCAUGGGGAGCUGCUGAUCACUGAGUCGGUGGCGAUUUGUCUGUAUCUGGAGAAAGUGUUUGAGAGUAAGUCUCUUUUACCGAGUGACAUCGGCCAACAGACAGUGGUCGUACAGCGAAUGCUUCAGGCGCAAACCAUCGGGGUCGGACCAACCUCUAUCUGCUGUGUUAGGGAGGAAGACGGCUCGGAAAAUACGGAUGCUGUUAACCAACAAAAACUGGCGAAGGAGAUCAACAAUUGGGAAGCAUACCUAUCAGAGGGACCGUUCAUUACUGGUGGGGACUUCACCAUGGCGGAUGCUGUGUUCUUCCCUGUCCUGGCCUACCUGGUGUGGGAGGGGUUAGAACUGGGGGGAAGAUAUCCAAAACUAGAACAGUACUACAACAUGGUCCGGGAACGACCAUCUGUGAAAGCAUCAUGGCCGACUUAUUGGAAAUCUCCGUCCGGUAAGGGUCCCGACCGCCAUGAUGUACGCAUCGUGAACCUGGCGCUGGUGUCUAACGUGGACGUCGUGCAUGAGUGUACCGAACCCCCGCCUGUUCUUCCAGUUCUCAGCUUUCAGAAGCUUGAGGCCCGGGCGAGGCACGAGUGCAGUGAGAAGUGGAAAGCCGUGAACCUCAUCGGCAUCGGAGUCAGCCCUGAGGGACAGAAACUCUUCAACGCUAUACACAAAACGAUAAGUGAGACACGAUGGCGAGACAAAGACAUAGUAGUUUUGGACGAUGUUGUCAUAUCUCCGCCCUACGGUCUGGAGAAUUGCAAGGGGAAGGAAGGGCAGGCCCUGGCACAAGUCCGCAAAAUUGUUGAGAAGUACAUAAAGGAACAGCAACUUCCCCAGACAAACUCUUCAUAAAGGCAGCUCUGACCACAGCCAGUACAGUGGGCCAGGACAAGUAUAGCACGUCGGUAGAACGUACUGCACCUGCGCAAAACCCCUAAGGUCUUGUACAUAGCACUUUGGCAGAAUGUAUCAAAUAAGGUCGUAUUCGCAUAUGUAAGGUUAACAUCCCGUCUGUAGUUUCCAAAUGUUGUGUCGGAAAAGAUAUCCUUUGCAACAGGCAAAAUUCUGAUGCAACGUUAACCAAACAUCCUACGAAAACCGUGGAAAAUCAGGGUUUUGCGCAGGUGCAGUACGUUCUCCCGACGUGCUAGCCAAGUCACUUUCCUGGUCACCAUCAAUGUAGGGGUAGAGUUUUUUUCCCAAGUUACUGAACAAUCCGGUCUCUAUCAGUUUCUUUAAGAAAUGGUACACAUGACGUUUUAUUCCAUAGUUGGAUUCUUUCAAUAUUACAUCUUAUGAAUGAUGAAUAUGUCCCAUUUUAGCUUAGAUCAUGGUACAUAAAGAUGUCAACAAGUUUUGUGAUACUCAGUUCAGAAAUGUUGGGUAAAAAGACAACCUUAGUUGUGGAAAGUUAGAAUAUCUUGCUUUUUUGCCCUCACAAUUAUCAAUUCCUACAAUUGCAGACUCUCUUUCUCCCUUAUAGUGACAAACAUAUUUUAGUUGCAAGCAUAGAACACAUGCAUAGACCAAUUUACAAACACAGAGAUGUAUUAUGUACUCUUUCCAAGUCAUACUUUUGUUACCCUUUGAUCUCUGACCCUUGACAUCUUGCUAUCAUCCUGAUGACCUUGUUCAGCAAAAAGCACAGUAUGUCAGUUGGUCCUACAUUGACUUGAUUCAUACACAUUGUACAUGUAUUUUGUUCAGGACAUUUUCUCUUUUGCUCAGUAUCUAACAUAGGGAACAUUUUCUUUCACUGUUAACUAUGUAUAAAGCAGUUGUCUUGAACAUAUUAUACUUUCCAACAGCUACAUGUAAUUUUGGGUCAUUUGAAUCACAAUUCUCAUUAAAAAAAAAAGAAAAAAAGGGGAAAGCUAUUUGACUAUCUGCCAAGCAUUAGGAACUUGUAUGAAGAUAUUCACCCUUUGGGUAUUUUGUUUAUACAAUGUUUUACUGAAAAUGAUGAAUAAAACUUUUAUUAAGUUCCCUGUAA
Messenger RNA from Branchiostoma belcheri (Belcher's lancelet), 2182 nucleotides. RefSeq names its product glutathione S-transferase A-like. The transcript is spliced from 10 exons. NCBI's taxonomy places the organism in Eukaryota, Metazoa, Chordata, Leptocardii, Amphioxiformes, Branchiostomatidae. The record is from RefSeq and is a predicted model, not a curated record. The coding region runs from base 16 to 1041 and encodes 341 amino acids.